This is a messenger RNA of Effrenium voratum, 885 nucleotides long. Lineage: Eukaryota; Dinophyceae; Suessiales; Symbiodiniaceae. The record is from the annotation of a GenBank genome assembly.
AUGUCCUUCAAGGAGCAGGCUGGGUGCAACAUUGCUGCAUUGGUGCAAAGGACAGUGUGGAGUGUGGAGGGCUUUUGCGCGAGGAUGACCAAGAAGGUGGACGAAGAGAUCAUGCAGAAGUUGGGGACCCAGCAGAAACUCACCCCAGAAGCGACCCACCGAGUGCAAGUGAAGCUUGGCCUUGCGAAAGGAUUGGCCUUGGACAAAGGCAUCAGUGAAGACCCAGGGCUUGGUGUGCCGAAGGACAUGCAACGGGCACAAGUCUCUGGAAUGAAGCUUAAUGGCAGCCCACACGUGGGGACCAAGCUAGGCCGCUUGGCCUCGGUGCUGGCCAAGGAGCUGCUCAACGGCCAGCACGUGGUGUGCGUCCGCGCGGAGGACAUCAACAUCUCGGGGUCGCUGUACCGCAACAAGCUGAAGUAUGCCAACUUCAGGAGGAAGCACAUGAACUCCAACCCCAAGCAGGGUCCGCUCCACUACCGCUCCCCCUCCAAGAUCCUCUGGCGCACCAUCCGCGGCAUGGUGCCCCAUAAGACCGCGCGCGGCAGUGCGGCCCUUGACAGGCUGAAGACCUUCGAGGGCAUCCCCCACCCUUACGACCGCAAGAAGCGCAUGGUGGUGCCCAGCUGCCUCAAGGUCUUGCGCCUCCGCCCGGAGCGCCGCUUCUGCCGCCUGGGCGACCUAUCCCAACAGGCGCGAGAACGGUCGGCAGAGGCUCAGGGGACUGGUGAGUUUUCAAGCGCCAUGCCGGCGGAUUUAGAGAAUCACCUUGAAACAUAUGAUUUUUGGAUCUAUGAGGAAUGGGCGCGCUGUUUUGGUAAGUUGUUUGCCGUUGCUUCUUUGCCUGUUAGUGUGUUGCUUGUUGCUUGUUCGCUGUGUAUUUGA